AUGACUUCACGGUGGCUGAGCCGAGCGACGUCUAGAGCACUAGCAACACUAGCAACUCCCGUGGUGCCACUCACCAGGCCUCAAGUGACGGGAGCAGGCCCCUUCCGCGCCUACCCAAAGUUUGCACCACUAGGCGAACCAUCCACGCUCCUCUCCAUCUCGAUCCCGCAAUCGUCGCAAAUCUACAUUUCGCAAAGCACAAUCGUGGGUCUCAACGGCCAUCUUGAGAAUAUCCGCGCUGAAACUCGCUCGGUUUUCGGCGCGCCGUUCCAGAGAUUGCAAGCCGAUGGCGGCGCGUCGAAUGUAGUUGUCAGUGGCAGAAGCAACUAUACCGUGUUGGACGUGGCUGACAACUGGACUGUCCACGAUACUAGUAGGAUCAUCGGGUGGGCUGGCGACGAGGUGCGCUUGACGACGGAGAAACUGGUUACGCAAAAUGGGCUCGUGAGGUUCCUGGGGUUUGGGUCGUUGGUUAUUGAUGGGGACUCGGAGAUCUUCAAGAUGGAUGUGAGGGAGAACGAAGAGGUUUAUUUGAACCCGAGGGCGUUUAUCGCGGUAGGGCGGGGAGCCACCAAGGAGGGUGUGGAUGUGGCCGCGUCGUUGUUGCCCUAUGCGAAAUACGAAUUGCAUACUUUGGACUUGCAGCAUUUCCACUGGCCCCGCGCUGUGGUUGACCCCGUUGUGAAGCUAAGAAGACAAAUAAGGCGACAAUUGGCUGCAUUCAACAAAUGGCAAAAGUCGUACCAGGAGUAUCUUUUGCCGUAUCUUACGCCGAUGUUUGAUUUUCUCGGGAGGGUUGCGCAGAGCAUUUACAAUUAUGUCAAUGGUCGGUUGAUACGGAGAAAGCCAAUCUAUGUCAAAAUUCAGGGCCCCUGUUCGGUCCUUUUGGACAACCACAGAAUGUUCAGCAACAAUAAAGUCUUUACAAACGCGGAAAUAGACGAGGUGUUCAAAUGA
Molecule: messenger RNA, 957 nt
Organism: Lodderomyces beijingensis
Lineage: Eukaryota; Fungi; Ascomycota; Pichiomycetes; Serinales; Debaryomycetaceae
Source: the annotation of a GenBank genome assembly